UCAGACAAAUAUCAAUAUUUUCGGCAAUCUAAAAUCUGUCUUCAUUCAGGGUGGCCAGACUUACAGGCCCUCCAAGCUGCAUGCGACAAUCGUCAGAAGUUCAGGAGGCAGGGCACACCUGCUGGGGCUCAGGGCUUCAGCCCCAUGGGGAGUGCCUGAUGGGACACUGGACUUCAGCCAGAAGCCCCACUGGGCAGAAGCCCCUACUCCACCACCGCGGUGCAAGGCAGAGGUCCCAAGCUCUCCCCACCCCAGUCUGAGCAGAAAAACUCAGACUGCUCCAGAUUAUUCUCCGGGUGGACGAAGUGCUCUCUCUGGUCCUGCAGCCUUAUCAGAUAACUCCAUUGCACCUACACGUACUACUAGAAGAGAAAGAUCUCCUCAGAAGGGCCUGAUGGCUUCGCUUCCUGUCCUACAAGAAGAGACAUUGUUCCGAAAGGGAUUCUGGAGCUAUCGAAUCCCAGCCCUGCUCUACAUGCCGCAGUCCUGCACCAUCCUGGCAUUCGCCGAGGAGCGGGAGGAUGAGGUGGAUGAACAUGCCAAGCUGAUAGCAAUGCGCAGAGGCACAUAUGAUGGGACUACCCACCGUGUUCAGUGGACCAAAAUGGAGACCAUUGUCAAUGCUCAGCUGGAGGGCCACCGCUCCAUGAACCCAUGUCUUGUGUACGAUGAAGUCAGCGGGAACCUCAUUCUAUUCUUUAUAGCUGUCCCGGGAAAGGUCUCUGAAAACCACCAGAUCAAGACAAAGACCAACUUGGUCCAUCUGUGCCAGGUCACCAGCACUGAUAAUGGAUGCUCCUGGAGCUCUGCGAAGGAUUUCACUGAGACUGUCAUUGGCACAGCACACAAGUACUGGGUCACCUUUGCGGUGGGACCAGGCCACGGUUUACAGUUGCUCAAUGAGGCUCGGAGUCUUGUGAUUCCUGCCUACGCCUAUCGGAUACUUGACCCUGGGAGAAAACCCUCCCCACACGCCUUCUGCUUUGUUAGUUCUGACCACGGAAAAACCUGGGCAAUGGGGAACUUUGUGGCAAAGGAGCAUGCUGUGGAGUGCCAGGUAGCUGAAGUGCACAACCAAGGAGAAAGGGUGCUGUACUGUAAUGCUAGAAGCAGCCAGGGAGCCAGAGUCCAGGCUGUGAGCUACAACCAUGGGAUGGAUUUUGACGGUGGUCAACAGAUUGAGAAGCUGGUAGAACCUCCCCAUGGCUGCCAUGGGAGUGUUAUUGGCUUCCCAAGUCCUGCUAACGUUCAGGACACCUGGGUGCUCUACUCUCACCCCACAGACCCAGCUGGGCAGAGAAAUUUAGGAGUGUACCUCAACAAGUGUCCCUUAGAUCCAGCAUGCUGGAUAGGACCCACUCUCACCUUCAAGGGCUUGUGUGCUUAUUCGGAUCUGCAGCACAUGGAGCGAGGCCCUAAUGGCUCCCCGCUGUUCUGCUGUCUGUUUGAGUUUGGCUCCAGCUCACAAUACAAAGAGAUCAUUUUCCUUAUGUUCACUUUGAAACAAGCCUUUCCAUCCGAGUGCUGA
Molecule: messenger RNA, 1528 nt
Organism: Mauremys reevesii (Reeves's turtle)
Lineage: Eukaryota; Metazoa; Chordata; Testudines; Geoemydidae
Gene: NEU2
Product: neuraminidase 2
Biological process (GO): oligosaccharide catabolic process; ganglioside catabolic process
Cellular component (GO): cytoplasm; lysosome; membrane
Molecular function (GO): exo-alpha-sialidase activity
Source: RefSeq, a predicted model, not a curated record